Messenger RNA from Elgaria multicarinata webbii, 3654 nucleotides. RefSeq names its product transmembrane protein 104 (gene SLC38A12). The record is from RefSeq and is a predicted model, not a curated record. Bases 250 to 1743 code for a protein of 497 amino acids. Lineage: Eukaryota; Metazoa; Chordata; Lepidosauria; Squamata; Anguidae. The transcript is spliced from 10 exons.
AGGGUUUAAGGUAUCUUCUGAACAGGUCCAAAGACUACUUUAAUGUGUAAUAGGGAACCAUGGGGUGGAGGAGUUGUUUGAAUUCUGAAGUUUUGUAUUAUAAGUGGCACAGUAACAGUGUGUUCCUAUGGAUGUCUACUCAGAAGCAAACCUUAUUGAGUUGAAUUCAAAGGACUUACUCCCAGGUUAACAGUGACAGGAUCAAAAGGGGCUGACUUCUCUUUCUCAGGCCCUUCCAUCCCCUUCAACAUGGCUGGAGGCAUUACUGAUACGGGGGAGCUCUACUCUCCUUAUGUUGGCCUGAUUUACAUGUUCAAUCUUAUAGUUGGGACAGGAGCUUUAACUAUGCCGAAGGCCUUUGCUGCUGCUGGUUGGCUUGUCAGCCUCAUCUUAAUAAUGUUCCUGGGGUUUAUGAGCUAUAUGACCACAACUUUUGUCAUGGAGGCCAUGGCUGCAGCAAAUGCCCAGCUUCGCUGGAAGAAAAUGGAAAAGCACAAGGAAGUUGAUGAUGAAGAUUCUUCAUCUGGAGUUUCUGAUAGUGAUGUUCUCCUCCCAGAUAGCUAUGAGCGAUCAGAGACACGGCCUAUCCUAUCUGUUCAGAGACGAGGAACACCUAAUAUUUUUGAAAUCACUGAAAGGGUGGAGAUGGGUCAGAUGGCCUCCAUGUUCUUCAAUAAAGUGGGAGUCAAUUUAUUUUAUGUCUGUAUAAUCAUCUACCUCUACGGUGAUCUGGCAAUAUAUGCUGCUGCUGUCCCAGUUUCUCUCAUGCAGGUGACCUGUAGUGUGACUGGCAAUCAUUCAUGCAGUGUUGAAGAUGGUACGAAGUAUAAUGACACGGAGAAGUGCUGGGGCCAAAUCAGACGGAUUGAUGCAUACAGAAUAUAUCUGGCAGCAUUUACUCUCCUGUUGGGUCCAUUCACCUUUUUUAAUGUGCAGAAAACUAAGUAUCUGCAGAUCAUGACAUCACUGAUGAGGUGGAUAGCAUUUAUCGUCAUGAUCAUUCUAGCCCUCCUCCGCAUCACCAAGGGCCAAGGGGAAGGUCACCCCCCUCUGGCGCAGCUCUCAGGAAUCCGCAAUCUUUUUGGGGUAUGCGUUUAUUCCUUCAUGUGCCAGCACUCCCUGCCAUCCCUCAUUACUCCCAUCUCCAAGAAGAAACAUGUCAACAAGUUGGUCCUGCUGGAUUACAUCUUAAUCCUGGGUUUCUACAGCCUUCUGUCCUUCACCGCUAUCUACUGCUUCCGCAAUGGGACUCUCAUGGACAUGUAUACACUCAACUUUACCAACUGUGACAUUGUCAAUAUUGCUGUUAUCCGCUACUUCCUGGGCCUCUUUCCUGUCUUCACCAUCAGUACCAACUUUCCUAUCAUUGCUGUGACUCUGAGAAACAAUUGGAAGACCCUCUUCCACCGGGAAGGGGGAACCUACCCAUGGGUAGUAGAUAGGAUAUUUUUCCCAAUCAUCACACUAAUCCCCCCUAUUAUUGUGGCUUUCUGCACCCAUGAUUUGGAGUCUUUGGUGGGCAUUACUGGGGCCUAUGCUGGGAAUGGAAUCCAGUACAUCAUCCCUGCUUUCUUAGCAUACUGUAGCCGAAAAGACAGUCAGUUGGUAUUUGGAAGUGGCACAUUCAACAAACAUUUGUCCCCUUUCCGGCACACAUUCUGGAUAUGGUUUGUGCUUCUCUGGGGUCUUUUUUGCUUUCUGUUUGUGACUGCAAAUAUCAUCUGGAGUGACACAAAGCAAUGAAGGUAGAACAUUACUACUUGUUUUAAAGGAAGUUGAAGGUGAUUUCUAAAACUUCUACUCCUGGUUUUGCACCUGAUAAGAACUUUUCUAAACAAACAGCUUGCUAAAACAGUCUUGAACUCAAUGGUCACUUUAUCAACUUUGGAUGCAUUGCUGCUUGUUCAGUUCCCUUUUUAAUUCAGAAUCUUCCUUCAAUUUCUAAUGUCCUGGGCUUGAGCACUCCAUCAGGCUGCUGUGGGUGCCCAGUAUCUGACUUUUUUGCCUUGACCACAGAUUUUCAUACAGACUGUCUUCCUCUCGUGCUGUGAUAUGUCAGAGGCUGUCGGAUAGGCACCUCUUCCUCAAGAGUGAUGGAGGGGACCAACGUUGCUGUUACCAGUCAAGCAAGCAGCCAAUGAAUCAAACAAGCAGUCAUUCCUCAUCAUGCUCAUAUUCCCUCUGAAGUGACUUUCCUGUCUCCCAACUAACAGGGGAGAAAAAUCAGGAGCAGGAUGGACACAGCUGGUUAAAUCGGACUCAUUAGCUGUUGACGUACUGCAUGGCGUGGUGGUGGAGGGGGCAACCUAAACUGUGGAAUGGGGGAGAAGCGAAGGCUCCUGGGGUAGUUCCUUUCCACUUCAGCAGUCCUCCCCACCCACCCCGCCCCCACAACAUGUAUUCUUUCCUCCUUUUCUGUUACAGGUUUUCCAACACAAGCUUGCCUUGUUGCAUGUACGGCAUUCCCUGGGAUUAGACUCAUAGAUGCUGUUGUGGGUCUAAAUUAAUGCUUCCAUCUGAUAAACUUCUGUUCGCUUCUAUGUUUCCUGAAAAUAAUUUCCAGUCUUGGAUUUGUCUUCCUGGUGUGUUUAAAUCUAGUCGGUGGGUGAGGAGAAACUCCAAUGAAGAAUAACAGACUAGGUGGCCCAGAGUCCUCAACAUUGCCAUGGUUCUCCAUUUCACACUGGUGAAAGUGUGCCAGGCAGGCCCUGGCUAUAGCACUCAUCAUUUCUACAGGUGUGAAGGUGCUAAUUACUUGCUGGUUGGGUAAUGUGCGAAAGAAACAUCGGUGUUUGUCUUGUCACUUAGGCUGGGUGUUGCCAGAUGUGGAGGGGAGCAGAAAUGGUCUGAGCAAGUAUAACGAGAGAGAAUAGAAGAUAUUUUAUAAAAAGAGAAGACGGAGAUAUUCUCAAAACCAUUGUUUCUGUCUGAAAGUAAAAGCAAAUUUUAGCACCUAACUCUUGCUAAAUAUCCAAGAGAACUAAAUCCCACUGCCCAAAAAUUCAUCUCCCUCCUCAUCUCAUGGACAUGGGAGAGGGGCAAAAAACCAUUUACCAACCCCACCACUUUCCUCUCCAAUCUAAGCUGCCUGUUUUACUGUAUACAUAGGCUCAAACUGUACAUGCCCUCCACAGUCCUGGGCCUUUAAACACGAGUCUGCUACAGUCACAUCUAAGAGAGAUGUGCAAGAGGUCUCAAGUUAAAAGCAAAAGAGACAUGCAGAUUGGGGUGGGGUACUAAACCCUCCUCUAUCUGUACUUUACCUCCCCAUAGUCUGCCUUUCAGUCCCUCAGCCAGGGUGCUACAUUGGAAGUGAGCUCACCUGGAAGAAAGACGCGUGGGAAAGGGACUGCAGAGAAACUUCUGAGCUCUUCCCCUGUGCAGCCAUAUUGCUCUUUAAAUAUCUUUGAUAUCCAACCCACCUCUCAGCUUCCCCAUGAUUGGAGAAGACCUGGAUUUAAAGCCACAGGCUGCGUGUAGUUUGGUCCACAGUGCCUUUGUUGAAAAAGAACACUUCUCAAGCUGUUGCUAACCAGCAUUUUCUGAUGAAGUCACAAACAUAUUUUAAGAGACCAAGGAUGCUUAGAAAGGAUCUCUGAUCAGAAAUGUUUUAAUAGGGAAAACUUGACUCUUUUGCCUAUAAAUAUCAUUAAA